AUGCAAUAAUCCCAUUUUUAUUACGAUAUGUUCAAAAUCAUAUCAUUACUGUUUUAGUAGGAUCUAAUUAAUAAAUAAGAGAAGGAUGAAUUGAAAUUUAUGGUACUCGAAUCUCAAUCUGAAUUGAUGUUUUAACUGCAGGCCAUCUAUCGUUCGUCUGUAAAGGGAAAAUAACUAUAUAUGGUCCACGAGAUUAAAAAAUAUAUAGAAUCUCAUCGAUAGGGUUCUCCCAGAAAUAGUUCACCCAGAUCAUCAAGAUAUUUGGAAGCCUCACGUAUGUGGAGCAUUUACGAAGAGAAUGAAGAAGAAGAAAGAGAUAACGAAAUUAAAUUGAUUGGAAUUCGACGCUGA
Molecule: messenger RNA, 351 nt
Organism: Paramecium tetraurelia
Lineage: Eukaryota; Ciliophora; Oligohymenophorea; Peniculida; Parameciidae
Exons: 2
Source: RefSeq, a predicted model, not a curated record